This is a messenger RNA of Pollicipes pollicipes, 2024 nucleotides long. RefSeq names its product PRKCA-binding protein-like. Lineage: Eukaryota; Metazoa; Arthropoda; Thecostraca; Pollicipedomorpha; Pollicipedidae. Gene Ontology annotation, biological process: receptor clustering; positive regulation of receptor internalization; regulation of Arp2/3 complex-mediated actin nucleation. Gene Ontology annotation, molecular function: protein domain specific binding; phospholipid binding; protein kinase C binding. Gene Ontology annotation, cellular component: neuron projection; postsynaptic early endosome; trans-Golgi network membrane. The record is from RefSeq and is a predicted model, not a curated record.
CCGUCGUUGACGAGUUUGAGGAGGUCUGCGAGGCUCGCCUGAAUGCCGGAAGCGACUGGCGCGCUUCGCCGGCGCCGUCGGGUCCCGCAACGCUGCCUCCUCCCAUGCGGGCCAGCCUGCGUGCAUGUCCCACUUCUACCACCUGCUGCCUGGCUUUGACCCGGACGGCGACGAGUCAGCGCCUGCCGACACCCCGCUCAACUGGCGCGCCAUGGAGGACCGCAUGGGAAUGACCCUGACCACGGGUAGCGUGACCUUGACGAAGGACGACAGUAAUCUGAUAGGCAUCAGCAUCGGGGGAGGCGCACCUCUCUGCCCAUGCUUGUACGUGGUUCAGGUGUUCGACAACACUGCUGCCGGCAAGGACGGUACGCUGCAGUCGGGCGACGAGCUGAUUGGCGUCAAUGGCACCUCGGUCAAAGGUCGCACCAAGGUCGAGGUGGCCCGCAUCAUCCAGGCGGUCAAGGGUGACGUCACGGUCAGCUACAACAAGCUGCACGCUGACCCGAAGCAGGGCAAGUCGCUCGACAUCAUCCUCAAGAAGGUGAAACACCGGCUGGUGGAGAACAUGAGUGCCUCCACGGCGGACGCGCUAGGUCUCUCGCGCGCCAUCCUCUGCAACGACUCACUGGUUAAGCGGUUGGAGGAACUAGAGCGCACUGAGAAAAUGUACCACGGAGUCGUAGAGCACUUAAAGAAAGUAUUGAGGGCCUUCUUUGAUCUUUGUCGUAUCCAUAAAGCGUUCGGCGACACGUUCUCGGUGAUUGGCGCGCGUGAGCCGCAGCCGCGCGCCAGCGAGGUGUUCACCAGCUUCGGUGACGCGCACCGCAUCAUGGAGAAGAACGGCGUCAAGCUACUGCGCACGCUGAAGCCGAUUCUGAGCGAUCUCGGCACCUACCUACACAAGGCCAUCCCGGAUACACGGCUGACCAUCCAGAAGUACCUGGACACCAAGUUUGAGUAUCUGAGCUUCUGCUUGAAAGUCAAGGAGAUGGACGACGAGGAGUACAGCUACGCCGCGCUGCAGGAGCCCAUGUACCGCGUGGAGACGGGCAACUACGAGUACCGACUAGUGUUACGCUGCCGCCAAGAUGCCAGGGCCAGGUUCGCUCGGCUCCGGUCGGAUGUGCUGGUCAAACUGGAGCUGCUGGAUCAGAAGCACGUGCAGGACAUCGUGUACCAGCUGCAGCGACUGAUCAGCGGAUUCGCCAGCUACCAUUCGGAAUGUUACGACCUGAUGAAGGAGCACCAGUACUUCCCGAUCGAGGUCGACCUGUCUCGAUCGGCCUUCCAGUACGGGACGCCCAGCACCUUCCAGCAGGACGGACUGGACGAAGAGGGCCUCGACGAGGAUGACGACCACCUGCUGGAAGUUGCAGAGGAAGUGACUGAAGCCAACAAGCCGACGCCUGUUGAACCGGAACAAGACUUGUUGGGAAGUUUUUAGACCAGGUUAGGUCGGUUUCUUGAGUGACGCCAGCUGUUGCGACAGCCGACCAAUAAACACUGCGAAUGGUGGCUGUGUGGCGCGUCUGGUCACAGGCGGAAUUUCCCACAUGCUUCUUCUUGGUGUCGUGCCCGGAACUUUCAGCGUCUUCUUUCAAGAGCAUUGAUGGAAUGUGAAACAAUCAAUGCAAGGAGACUGUUACCGUCACUCACGGGCUGGCGACAUGUGACGCAAAGUGCGUUUGGAUGUUGGGUGUCUUGCGUUUGUUUUCAUGACGUGCCGAGCCGGAGCCUACUCGGGCGCCGUCGUUUGUUUUCAUGAUGUGCCGAGCCGGAGCCUACUCGGGUGCCGUCGUUUUGGUCGACGGUGCGGAAAGCGGAAAUUUUCUUGGCUGCCUCAGAAGAAGAAGAGAACGGGUGUGGGUUGUGAGCAUGUAGCUCAUGACAAACCAUCAUAAUGACAAAUCAUGAUACGAUUAUGACAUACAGCAUGACGACAUAACGUAAGAUGUGAGCGAUGAUUUGUCUGUUGGUGCUGACAGGACCACUGCCGAUGGAAAACUAUAUAUCUGAUUAUC